AUGAAAUUAACACCAGUCUUAGCUUCAGAAUUAUUCUUCUCAGGUAUCUUCGCUUCACCAAUUUCUAAUGGUGCUACUGAGAACCCAGUUGCUUCUAAUGAAACCACUUUACAAUCAAAUAAUUCAACUGAUAUCUCUCUGGAAGGAAUGGGUCGUCCUGGUCCAGUUAAAUUUUGUUUCCAUCAAAAUCAAAAAGAUUUGUGUCACGGUGGAAGCUUCAAAAAAUGUGUUAAAUAUCAAUCAGCCAUGCCAACUCUUGGUGUUGAAGGAGCUCCUAGCUUUUGUGCUUUCUGGUGUACCAAAAUGAAAAAAACUGAAGAUUGUGGAUUCAAUAAGCAGAAAUAUAAUUACGAACCAAAAUGGUCUUGUGAAAAUGCAGACUUCACUUGUUGA
Messenger RNA from Hansenula ciferrii, 393 nucleotides. RefSeq lists its product as uncharacterized. Lineage: Eukaryota; Fungi; Ascomycota; Saccharomycetes; Phaffomycetales; Wickerhamomycetaceae. Bases 1 to 393 code for a protein of 130 amino acids. The transcript has a single exon. The record is from RefSeq and is a predicted model, not a curated record.